AUGGCUUCCACUUCCACGAUGAAGUGUGUGUCCGACUUUGACGAAACCUACAGCGAGCCAGAAAGCUCUACAGACGUCGAAUCGUUAUUCAGUGAGGACCCCGCCGAGGACUCAGCUUCUGAGGUCGAUUCGCUCUUCGAGGAGGAUCGGAGCUCUCAGUCAGAGGACGACAAUCUUCUCGCGAGGAUCGCAUUUCACAGAUCUGAAGGUCGGUCUCGACCGCGGCGAAAGCCAUGGUCUCAGUCGCUGGUGGAACGAGAAUUCGACUUCUGGCGGUGCUUCUGCGAGAAAGUCGAACGCGAGCCCGUCGAGUGCCUUGAGGCCUGCGAGGCCGAGAUAAUCAAAGCCUAUCUGGAAUGGCGCGUGAAGAAUUUCCGGGUGAAAAAGGAGAGUACGAUCAAGAGUUAUUGGAAGCGGCUGAGCUGUGCAUAUAUUGAUACAGCCGGCCGUAGAAUGGACAAUGGCACAGAACUGGACAUUCGAGAUUGGAUUCCUACAUACUUGACACCGACAUAUGGAUUGGAGACGUCCGAGAAGGAGAAGCGAGCCAUGUUCGUCCAGGAAUUCUACGUGUUCGAGUAUGCCCACUGGGUCGAAGACAGACGGCCUCUCCAUGGUCUGAUACGUGUGGAGAUCUGGACGCUACAGCUCCUCAGCGGGGCCACCGCAAGUCGUCCAGGAGCCCUGGUGGAGAGUGGCAGUGCGAAAGGCACAAAUAAAGCGGUGUGGUUCGAGCAUAUUGAGAUCCUCAAGAUCCGACACCCCGAAGAUCCGAGUCAUACGGUGUGGGCCGCGAAGGUAAACCUAGUCCAUAUCAAGGAUUCUGGUGGACAAGGGAGACGGAAGAAGUUCGUCUUCUACGAGGAGCCGACGUACGCGUUCUGUCUGGUCUACGCGCUCAUCGCAAUAGCCUUGGCCCUCAACGCUUUCAGGAGACCCUUCAAGUCAAUACAGGAACUCUUGAGCCUGGAGGUGCCUCCUAGCCGUCACGUGCUCUGCUUGAAGUUCAAGCGCGAGAUUCUCAAAAAGCCCUUUUUUCGAGACGUCGAGUGGACGGACGUAGGUUAUCGUAUUUCUGACAACAAGGCUCUCCCGUAUCAUAAGUAUCGCGACCACCACGUCCAUCUCUGCCGUUUGGUCGGGAAGGAAGAGCAAGGUGAACUUUACGAUUUACGUCGCGGUUCGGGGCGGAACAUACACAGUGCCCUAAUCCCCGAAGAGGCAGAUCAAGUUAUGGGUCACCACGGCGACACAUACCGACGAUUCUAUCUUCCUGACCUCAUCGAGCGCGACUUCUCGUCGAUCUACUUUGGCACGCCGCCACAGGACAAACUCGUACACGCCAUAGCGCGUAUGGGCCUCACUUGGGACAAGCGGGCGCCGACGGAUUUAACGCUACAGCAAAAACAGGAGGUGCGUAAUGAUCCGAGGCUGGUCCGACUCCGCCGCCGGCGCGACCGGUACCGACGGAGGCUCACUGCCCUCGGUUUCCAUCCCCUUCAAACGGCCGCUGGCCAUCCUGACCAUGUUCGGUAUAAAGCGGUGGAACGGCGGAUCAACAGCACGACAAUCACCUUGAAGAAGAAACGCCUCGACGAGGAGGUCCGCCUUUUUCACGAUACUAUCGACGAUCUCGAGAUCGAACGGCAGUUGGACGGACGACCAGUGGCCGAGCCGUACAUACCGCGCAUCAGGGAAUUCGAGUCGCCCGAGCGAGCCCUCGUGGCCAAAUUCAUUUCUCUAUCUCUCGAUGACUCGGCUGCCGACGGCGAGGCCUUGGGCGGCAAGGCCGCCUUCAUCGACGCCCUGGUCAAGCUCUGCCACCAGCAGGAGGGUCGGCGGUAUCUCGGAGAGCAUGACCACCAAAUGGAUCCCAUAGAUCUGGACAGAUGGGCACCCACGAGGACUGCCUUAGCGGUGCAGUCGAAGCGCCCGCAGGUUCGACUCGGUUAUACCCAGGGAGAGUCAGGAGCGGUAGAGCAGCAUAAGGGGUCUAUCGGCCCUAUAGCUGCUGGAGGCGCACAAGUCUUCCAGGAUCACGUCUGCCUCCUCUGUGGGAAGGUGUUCGAGCGAAAGUUCACACUCAACCGGCAUCUCGACAUUCACGUCAAGGCAGGCCGCUUUGCUGCACCAUUUCAGUGUCGAUUGGUGGGCUGCACGAAGUGGUUGAAGGGUGAGACGCACUACAAGAAUCAUUGCGCGACUGUACACCACGUUUUCCAUUGA
Molecule: messenger RNA, 2226 nt
Organism: Cladophialophora immunda
Lineage: Eukaryota; Fungi; Ascomycota; Eurotiomycetes; Chaetothyriales; Herpotrichiellaceae
Exons: 5
Coding region: 1-2226 (741 amino acids)
Source: RefSeq, a predicted model, not a curated record